AUGGCAACGACCGCUGCAGCCACACAGCGAUUGCAAUCAAAGAGACAAACUUUGGACGAAGCUUACGCACCGCCUGCCAACUUCCUGGAAAUUGAAGUUCAAAAUUGACUGUUGUCACCUUUAAUUUAGUUAAUUAAGGUUGUGAAUCCAAUAACUCACGGCGUUGGCAAAAACCGAUACACGGAUUACGAAAUCCGGAUGAGGGUUUGUGCAUUUCUUUAAUCAUCUUAUAUUUUUUUGCUUUUUCAGUCGAAUCUCCCAGUUUUCAAGCAAAAAGAGUCGAGCGUCCGGCGCCGAUACAGCGAUUUUGAGUGGCUCCGCGGAGAGCUGGAACGAGACAGCAAGGUUUUUUUAUUGGCCUAAUUUUUAUUUGAAACGAGAUGAGAAGUGUUUAGAUCGUCGUGCCAGCCUUGCCGGGAAAAUCUUUGAAGCGUCAGUUACCAUUCCGGUCCGAUGAUGGCAUUUUUGAGGAGGAGUUUAUUGAAAAUCGCCGCAAAGCGUUGGAGCUUUUCGUUAAUAAGUGCGUUCUUAUUCAUUUUUUUUUUCAUAAAAUUAGGCAAUAUUCGGUUUGAACGAUGUCAAAUCUGUAAGGCCAAAGUCUCCGGAACAUUUUUUUGAGGAAACUUUUUCAUUAAACUCCAAAGAUCGAAUUUUUCUUUCUCUUUUUGAAAUACGUAAAAAGCACUUUUUGAUUUUUUUCUAAUAUAUUUUAGUUCUCCGUAUAUUCCUUUAUUCACUUUUUGUUUCUAUGAAUUCAGCUGAAUGAAGCUCAUUUCUCAAUCUAAUUAUUGAAGUUCGAAAAUUUCUGAUACCCUGAGAAAUUUAAAAACUGAUUGAAGUUAUUUCGACUCUAGUAUUUAACUGGAAAUUCGUGAUUUUGCCACUUCAGUAGUUUGUUCCUCUUCAUCAACUUUUCCAGGUUUUAAUUUCAAUUCAAUCUUUUUUUUUUCUCAGAGUAGCCGGUCAUCCGUUGGCGCAAAACGAACGUUCGUUGCAUAUUUUCCUGCAAGAAUCGGUCAUUGACAAGAACUACGUACCCGGAAAGAUCCGAACCGCUUGA
Molecule: messenger RNA, 1060 nt
Organism: Caenorhabditis auriculariae
Lineage: Eukaryota; Metazoa; Nematoda; Chromadorea; Rhabditida; Rhabditidae
Source: the annotation of a GenBank genome assembly